Angiostrongylus costaricensis is the source of this 243-nucleotide messenger RNA. The record is from the annotation of a GenBank genome assembly. Lineage: Eukaryota; Metazoa; Nematoda; Chromadorea; Rhabditida; Metastrongylidae.
GGUUUUAUUCAAGAUUCAACAGUGUCUUUCGUAGUACGACAGUGUAAGGGUUCUGGUCCGCCUAUAGAGCCAAUAGAAGGUGCGUGUUGUGGUCAAGGUUGUGUGAACUGCGUUUGGUCAGUGUAUGCCAGUGAAGUCGUGAGAUAUUACAACAUAGUGAAAGAUAUUGAAGCGAAGGUGUCUAAUGCGAACGUCCGAGCAUACAUACUUGCCGAGCUUCGGAUGAAGUUGAAGAAAUCUUGA